Gopherus evgoodei (Goodes thornscrub tortoise) is the source of this 1883-nucleotide messenger RNA. Its product is annotated as RING finger protein 112-like. The coding region runs from base 273 to 1178 and encodes 301 amino acids. The transcript has 10 exons. The record is from RefSeq and is a predicted model, not a curated record. NCBI's taxonomy places the organism in Eukaryota, Metazoa, Chordata, Testudines, Testudinidae.
AGAUGUUCAUUCAGGUUGCGAAGGAGGUUGGAGAGACCUGCAAUCUGCCCCCAGUCCAACGUCUGGACCUGUUGGUACGAGACUGGUAGCUCUCCGGAGCCUAUGGUGUGGAUGGGGGACAGGAGUAUCUCAGAGACAUCACACAGGACCUGGAGGCCUCUGCUGAACAGCCUCUGACAUUGGGAGCCCUGAGGGCGAGCGGCACCUGGUGUUACCUACUGCCCCAACCCGGCAUUGGGUUCACCAAGAGCAGGGCAGGGACGCCAGGUGACAUGGAUGAGGAUUUCCGGCAGUACCUGUGUGACUACAUCAGCACCAUGAUGCGCUCAGCAGGGACACACAUCCAGACGGACCGAGCUGGGCAGGGGCUGACCGGGGCUCAGCUGGCUGCCAGGAUGAAGGACGUCUCCCAAUACUUGAAGACCAAACGCUACGACUUCUCCUCCCCUGUGAAGAUGACUGAGACUUUUGCAGCGAUGAGACAGGAGUUUAACAGCAGAGCAGUAGAAGCCAGCAGGAGGGAAUAUGAACAAUUUGUGCAGAAGCAGCAGGACUGUGACCACGAGAACAUGAGCAGCUGCCUGAGGGUGAAUCCCCUGGAGAUGCAGCAACGGCUGGAGGGGAAAUACCAGGAGCUGCUGGAGCAUUGCCGGGGGGAGCUGCGGGGCGAGGACCCCCAGAAACAGAUGGCCCUGGAGGGGCUGGAGCAGGGGCUGGCCAGCAAGAUGACUCAGUUCCUGUCGGACUACAGGCAGCGCUAUGAAAUGGCCGAGACGGAGGAGAAAAACAGCCGAGCAGUAAAAGACGCCAGGGAGGAAUAUGAAGAAUUUGUGCAGGAGCAGGACCGUGACCACCAGACGUUGAUUCCCUGCCUGUGGGUGAGGUCUGCAGAGAUGCAAGGACGCCUGGAGGGGAAACGCCAGGAGCUGCUGGAGCACUGUCGGAGGGAGCUACAGGGCAAGGACCGCCAGAAACAGGCAGCCCUGGAGGAGCUGGGGCAGACUCUGAACGAGCGGAUGGAACAGUUCCUGCGUGACUACAAUCAGCUCUUAAACAAGAAGCUCAUGGAUGCUGUGGGGGAAGGUGCCAUGAUAGUGAGCAGACUUAUUCUACCACUCUUCAUGGGUCGCUCACUGCGACUGCUGUGGGGGAGCACAAAACUGUUAGGCGAUAGAUAGAUAGAUAGAUAGAUAGAUAGAUAGAUAUAAACAACUUACCACAGGUAGCUAGAUUUCAAAGGGACACAAACUGAUUGAUUUGCAGCCAGGUCACCAAGAUCAGAAUCGAGCUCUGACCCCAUCGAUGUCACUCAAUAAAUAACUUCGCCCUGGAUCCUGUGCUCUGAGCCGACUCCUGCAUCCUUCAGUAGCAAUUUUCAUUGGUUUUCAUUUUCUAAAACAGAGAGGGAAAUAGAUUUUCCUAUUUUGGGGUUUCUCACAUGAGCUUUCUCAGGAAGUGCCAAGGCAAAUCUCCCAAAACAUGAGGAAUCCAGUCCUUCAGGCUCUCCAGCCUGAUUUCCAGGAGAUCCCUCAGCCUAAGCUUCCCAUUUCUGAACUUUCUGAGCCUUAGCUUGGACAGGACAAUCUUCACGGUUCCUGUUCUCCCUGCAGACAGAAAUGGAGGUGUUACCCCCUGGGAUGGCGUCACAGCUCGGGGCCAGCAGCACCUUGGCUUCCUCUUGGCUGCUCUGUUCCCAGGAUUUAGGCCUCCAGCUUUCAUCUCCCUGCAUGGGCAGCAUGUCUACUAGGCAGGGGAAGGCUGUGCCUCCCCAAACAGCCCUGCGUGGCCCCAUCCACGCUCUGUCCUGUUGUGUGUCUGAGUUAAUGACUUGAGAUUGUUGAAUUGACAGGCUCAGUUGAAAUUAUUUAAUCUAAGAUUAUUAA